AUGGAUCCCUGUCUCGUGUAUGAUAUACAGGUGGAAGACUAUAUCAAUAUCUUGUGUGGGUUGAACUAUACAAGAAAACAAAUAAGCGUUAUCACAAGAAGAAUUGAUUUCGCAUGUGAGCAAGCCACUCUCGACGUUAACUUACCUUCGUUUAUUGUCAUCUUGAACAACACUAAUACUACCAGUUACACCUUCAAGAGAGUACUGACCAAAGUAGUUGAUUCAAAUUGUGUCUAUCGUGCGGUGGUGACAGCUCCAUCAGGUAUGAAAGUUGAUGUCAAGCCAGCAACAAUUUCCUUCCUGAAUAAGAGCAGCAGCACCAAGUUCAGUUCGACAGUCGACAUUGAUUUGGGUCUUCGCCCACAGAGUGAUUACAUUGACAAUUAUGGGUACUUAGGCUGGCAUGAGGAAAAUGGAAAGCAUAUUGUGACAAGUCCUAUAGUGUCUGCAUUUGCACCUUAA
Ilex paraguariensis (yerba mate) is the source of this 462-nucleotide messenger RNA. The record is from the annotation of a GenBank genome assembly. NCBI's taxonomy places the organism in Eukaryota, Viridiplantae, Streptophyta, Magnoliopsida, Aquifoliales, Aquifoliaceae.